Molecule: messenger RNA, 1266 nt
Organism: Rasamsonia emersonii CBS 393.64
Lineage: Eukaryota; Fungi; Ascomycota; Eurotiomycetes; Eurotiales; Trichocomaceae
Product: Tubulin-specific chaperone c
Exons: 6
Coding region: 1-1266 (421 amino acids)
Biological process (GO): tubulin complex assembly; post-chaperonin tubulin folding pathway
Cellular component (GO): cytoplasm
Molecular function (GO): tubulin binding
Source: RefSeq, a predicted model, not a curated record
AUGUCUGACAUAACAGCAUUGGAGGAGCGCCUGCCUCCUGAAGAGAAGGAGCAGAACUCCAAAUCCGACAUCUCGCUGAAAGAACGGUUCUUCCGUUACUUUCAGCAUGAGAUCACAGCUCUGCAAGAACAAAUGGACCGCCUUGCGGACACUUCUCUCGUAGCUGGCGAGCGUUCGGACGCUGUCGACCACUGUUUGGCGGGCAUCGCACGGCUGUCGAAUGAAGUCAAGGAUGCGUCGAGUUAUAUUCCCACAUACGACCAACGGAUAUAUGCCGAGGCAAUCAAAGCGCUGCAGGACAAACUAGCAGAGACGCGCGCUGCAAUAGCCCCACGGACGAAAUUUUCGUUCAAGACGAAGAAGAAUGCCUCCGCUGUCUCCUUGACGGAUGCUGCGGAGAUUGCUGCUCAAGGUCGUCGUCACAUCCCACCAUACCGCUCUCCUGACGGGUCGUCCCGCGACUCCUCAAUCAAUCCUACUCCAAACUAUGCUUCGACACCUGUCAAUGAGCCGGAGCAGCAGCAGUUAAGGCCGGAGAUUGCACCCACCUCGUCGCCGGCCAUCCUUGAGGAAGGCAAGGACAGCUCGUUGCUGGAACAGAAAUCGACAUCCGUUCAUCGUCCGACAUUUUCUAACGAGUCAUCAGUGUCCGUAAACAACCACUACGGUCUGCAUAUCAUGCUCCCCGCAACGGCGUCCAGCUCGUCGGUGCCAGCUUCCAUAACCUCUCUCCGCCACUGUGUGGUGGACAUGUCCAUUCCGACGACGAACGGGAAACCGUACGCCAGCCUCACAGUCAAAGGCGUCAAAGAGAGCCUUCUGAUCUGCGGCCAAGUGGAAGGGCCGGCGCACAUCACGGGCGUGGAGCACAGUGUCAUAGUGGUAUCAUGCCGGCAAUUCCGGAUGCACAACUGCGUCGAUGUCGAUGUCUAUUUGAGUUGUUCUAGCAAUCCGAUCAUCGAGGAUUGCAGCAAUAUCCGAUUUGGACGGAUUCCAAAAGCAUACGCUCUUGAUCAGAACCAGCCAGACGAUUCCGACCGCUGGAAUCAAGUCGAGGAUUUCAAAUGGAUCAAACCCGAGCCCAGCCCCAACUGGAGUAUUCUCGACCAGAAUGCGGCCGUACCGGAGGAAGUCUGGGCCGAGAUGGUCCCUGGCGGACCAUGUUGGUCAUUGGAGGACAUUCUCCGCAGGCAGGCAGGCAUAUCAUGUACAACAAGCAAAAUACAAGAUUGGACUGAAAUAAGAGAUUUAAGAUCAAUUAAUUAA